AGGAUCUCUGGUCCUGUGCACCCCCAAUCCAGCUCCACUGCAUGCCCCAUCCUCGAACCCUGCAGCAUUGCUAAUUGACUCUGGACCUCUGUUCACUGACAUGUACCCAGGACUCCUUCUCCUCCUCCUUGCCCUGAUGGGUGCUGGCUGCCAGGGGAAGCUGGUGAAAUCCUGCCCAGCAAACUGUGUGUGUCCCAAAGAAGCACUAUCCUGUGCCCCUGGUAUCAGCCUUGUGACAGACUCCUGUGGCUGCUGUAAAGUUUGUGCCCGCCAGUACAACCAGGACUGCGAUCUGAGACACCCAUGUGACCACAUCAAGGGGCUACACUGUGAUUUUGGCGCUGACCCCUCCUCUACUGCAGGGAUUUGCAGAGCAAAGUUUGAAGGUCGACCCUGUGAAUUUUUUGGCCAGAUCUACCAAAAUGGGGAGAACUUCCAGCCCAACUGCAAGCACCAGUGCACCUGCAUGGAUGGAGUGGUCGGCUGCAUGCCUCUGUGCCCUCAAGAAAUGGCCCUGCCUAGCGUGGACUGCAUCAAUCCCAGGCUAGUGAAGGUCCCUGGCCAGUGCUGUGAGGAGUGGAUGUGCGACAGCAACCACAUCUCAGAAGACUCUGGAGACACCACCAAUGGAGACGUAGAAGACUCCUUGAAGUCAUCUGAAGAGAUGGUAGAACAAGAAGACGUUGAGCCAGUCUCUAGCAACGAGCUCAUAAGUUUGGUCCGCAAUGGGUUUAAGGUUGACCCAGGUCUGGGCCCCCACCCACAACCUGAUCGUUCUAGAUGUGCUAUUCAGACCACAGAAUGGUCACAGUGCUCCAAGUCCUGUGGCAUGGGAAUGUCUACCAGGAUAACCAAUGAUAACCCACAAUGCAAACUAAUGAAGGAAACGCGUCUGUGCCAAAUUCGCCCCUGUAAGGACCCCUUGCCAACAAAACCUAAGAAUGGCAAGAAAUGUACCAGAAUAAAGAAGGCCAAACAAGCUGUGCACUUCACCUAUGCCGGCUGCACCAGUGUACGACGGUACAAGCCACAGUAUUGUGGUUCUUGCUCAGAUGGACGGUGCUGCACCCCCUCUAAGACCCGAACAAUGCGUGUCCGCUUCCGCUGCGAUGAUGGGGAUACCUUCCAAAAAAGCAUGAUGUGGGUGGAAAAGUGUCGGUGUCAUCAAAACUGCCCCUAUCACAGUGAGCUGUCUUACCCCCAUUAUCGGUUACACAACGACAUCCACAAGUUCACGGACUGAGUGGGGGACAUGUUUCCUUUGGACUUACGGGGCAGUGGCCAUGAACCAUGGCUCCCCAACUUUCAAGCCGUUUCCAACUUACAGGGCCCGAUCACCAAGAACUUGGUGGUGAAGCAGGAAUGGUGCAUCUACACCCAACAUGGUCUAGAGACCUGUGACUUUCCAUUCACCUACUUAUAAGCUCACCAGUGUGGAAUCGUGGGAUGCAUGCCCCUCAGCUUAGCCUUGGUAGCAAGGUUGCAAUGCUAACUUAUUCCAACAUGGGUAAACAAAACACAGCCCUUUAGCUGUUAAAAGCUGUAUAUCUAGAGCUAAUUUUCAGUCUGGGGUUAGUGCACAUGAUGUACAAUUACAAGAAAAUUCAGUGUACUUUUGCUGUACGAUUGUUAGACUGGCAUUGCAAAAGAAUGAGCUGGAGCUGUCCCACCAAGUCAGGGCUGGUUUGACCGGUCAUUGUUUCCUGGAGUUGUGUGGUGAUCAAUGGAGACUAUAAAGAUAGCACUACUUGUCAAAUUACCUUUUUAGAGUAGCUUGUUAUGUUUGAAUCUACUCAAAAGUCCCAAUGACUAAGGCUCUAAUAGAGUACCUUUUAAAAAAGUUGAUAUCGGCAUAGAUUAGCAGAAUAGUGGAGCUAAUAGAGUCACUGGUAGACUUCAUGAUAUUCUGAGGCCAGGACUAGUGGUGAAUACCCAACCACCACCUUAAAAAUUUAACUUUUAAAUAAUGGAUCAGAGGCUCUUUGCCUU
This is a messenger RNA of Nanorana parkeri, 1989 nucleotides long. RefSeq names its product protein CYR61-like. Gene Ontology annotation, cellular component: extracellular region. Lineage: Eukaryota; Metazoa; Chordata; Amphibia; Anura; Dicroglossidae. The transcript is spliced from 5 exons. Bases 101 to 1243 code for a protein of 380 amino acids. The record is from RefSeq and is a predicted model, not a curated record. Gene Ontology annotation, molecular function: protein binding. Gene Ontology annotation, biological process: signal transduction.